Molecule: messenger RNA, 765 nt
Organism: Medioppia subpectinata
Lineage: Eukaryota; Metazoa; Arthropoda; Arachnida; Sarcoptiformes; Oppiidae
Source: the annotation of a GenBank genome assembly
CGCGAAGACCCAUCGGAUGCGAUAGUAUUGAAAUCAGGUCUUCAUUUGGAUAAACCGCUUGACAUACUGUUUGACACAAAGGCAGGCACUAUAGGCACGUCAUCCCUCAGACGUAUCGCACAAUUAAAACAAUUAAAUCCUGAGAUAAAGAUCCAAGACGUGAGAGGAAACCUCAACACUAGACUCGCAAAGCUUGACGACAAGAACGGCGAUUAUUCUGCGUUAAUCCUGGCUUCGGCUGGCCUUAAGAGAUCCGAUUUUAACGGUCGUAUAUCACAUCAGUUGCGGGACAACUGGUAUUACGCUGUAGGCCAGGGGGCGCUCGCCAUCGAGACCCGAGUCGGCGAUACAUUUACUUUGGAUCUAUUGAAGCCAUUGAUUGAUUUGAAGACCACUUAUGAAUGUUUGGCCGAAAGGACUUUUAUGCAGCAGUUGGAAGGCGGCUGUUCGGUGCCCAUCGGUGUCCACACCUCAUGGAAUAACGACAAUCAAUCGCUGCUCACUUUGGAAGGCAUUGUCCUCAGUCUCGACGGCCGCACAAAAGUGCAAAACAAGAUGACUAUUGAUUUGAACGAACGGUUAGUGAACGCAAAUAUAGACGACAGUUCGUGUCCAUUCAAUUACACAGAUAUCGCCAUCAAUCAGAUGUCAGACCAUAUAGUAGUGAAUAAACUAAGAAAUAGUGCAAUACUUGGCUAUGAAUUGGCCCAGAGUUUGACAGAGUUGGGAGCGAAACGUAUAUUGGAUGCCAUUAAACGUCAAUAA